Capsicum annuum is the source of this 2812-nucleotide messenger RNA. RefSeq names its product probable RNA-dependent RNA polymerase 5. Gene Ontology annotation, cellular component: nuclear RNA-directed RNA polymerase complex. Gene Ontology annotation, biological process: siRNA processing. Gene Ontology annotation, molecular function: RNA-directed RNA polymerase activity. The record is from RefSeq and is a predicted model, not a curated record. NCBI's taxonomy places the organism in Eukaryota, Viridiplantae, Streptophyta, Magnoliopsida, Solanales, Solanaceae.
GUACUUUUUCUGCUUCAAGAAAAAGAUAGAAAUGACCACACACAAGAUAGAAAGACGAAUAAUCUUUCUUUACCAAAGUAAAGUGAACCCAAAAAGCGGGAAACACAGUACUAAUCUUCUCAUGUUCCUUUGUGUGUGCUGGAUGCACCAUUACCAUGUUUCGUAGAGACUAUGUUGAGUAAAAUCUGCAGCGAGCAGUGUCAACAACCACCGGACGUGGUGAUCAGGAGGAGGUUGGGUUUGAUCGGUGAACAAGAGAACAAACGUGUACAAGGUGAAAGUUCUAAACCAAAGUUUGAGAUUGGCUCCUCGUCUUGUGAAAGCCGUCAGAAAGUUAGUCGCCGGUUAUCAUUUCACCAAGAGCCUGAAUCUCAUUGUAGGAGAAACUCAUCUAAUGUCAGCCAACAGUUGAUGGUCCUCAAUGAACUUGAAUUCAGAAAAUUGUUUUUGGUACUAAGCUAUAUUGGAAGCAAGAAGUUGGAAGAUGUUAUAUCCCCUGAAAUUGCUGAUGAUAUUGAAAGAAAGAAAAAUCUUCCGAUGACUGAUUUUGAAUUAGAAAUCUGGAAUUCUUUUGGAAAAUCAUGUUAUGCUGCGUCAGAUAGAUCAAAGUACUUGGACUGGAAUUCCAGAAAGACUCAUCUCUAUUAUUGCCACAUUAAACAGAAUGGAUACUGUACCUUCAAGGGUCCAUACUUGGAAAGGACUCACUUACAAAGAGCCCUGAGAGAUGACAAUGUAUUGAUUGUCAAAUUUGUUGAAGAUGCAAGUUGUGCCAAUAUAAUUAUUGAGGAAGGCAUUCUUGUUGGCUUGAGAUGUUAUCGCUUUUUUGGUAACUUUGUUUUCUUUUCCUUGAAUUAUGAAAUUCUCUCUUUUUCUCAGAAUUUUGUUGAUACUGUGGACCCUGAUCACAUGAUUGCAGAAAAAAGGAGUGUAUCUUGGAAUAGGGAACCGCCUUUGUUGAUGCAGUGUCGUUUGUUCUUCAACGGCUGCGCUGUUAAGGGAACUUUUCUUGUUAAUAGAAAGAUUGGAUCAGGAAAAAUUCAAGUUAGACCCUCAAUGGUGAAGGUUGAGACAGACCCAAUAAUUUCAAGUAUACCAACUUUUAACUCAUUGGAGAUAGUUUCAAUCAGGCAUAGACCAAAUCAAGCAUGCCUGUCCAAGAAUUUAAUAUCUCUGCUGAGCUAUGGAGGAGUCCAGAAAGAAUUCUUUAUGGAGAUUUUGGAAAGUGCUUUGGAAGAGACGAAACAAGUGUACUUGAGGAAACGUGGAGCUCUAAAAGUUGCUAUCAACUAUAGAGAAAUGGAUGAUGAUUGUCUAGCAGCAAGGAUGAUAUCGUCUGGGAUACCUCUCAAUGAACCUCAUCUCCAUGCUCGCUUGUCUAGGCUUGCAAAGCUUGAAAGAACUAAGCUUAGAGGAGGAAAACUUCCUCUUUGUGACAGUUUUUAUCUUAUGGGAACAGCUGAUCCCACUGGUGUACUGGAAAGCAAUGAAGUCUCUGUUAUUCUAGGUUAUGGCCAAGUAUCUGGGUGUGUUUUGGUCUAUAGAAAUCCUGGUCUUCACUUUGGAGAUGUACAUGUGACGAAAGCGCGAUAUGUGGAAGAGCUUGCAGAUAUUGUUGGUGAUGCCAAAUAUGGUAUAUUUUUUUCCACUAAAGGUCCAAGGUCAGCUGCUACUGAGAUUGCCAAGGGUGUUGAUGGUGAUAUGUAUUGGAUUUCCAUGAACCGAAAGCUAGUAGAUUCUUAUACAACAAGUAAACCAUGGACUCGCAUGCACUCAACUCCGAAGGCAGUCAGCAAGAAGCCAAGUGAAUUUUCAGUUGAUGAAUUGGAAUAUGAACUUUUUAGGCAAUUUCUGGAAGCUAAAGCUAAAGGUGCCAAUAUGUCUAUGGCAGCUGAUAGCUGGCUGGCAUUUAUGGAUCGUCUUCUGAUGUUGCGAGGUGAUGAUGUGGAUGAGAUGCAUAGCUUGAAAGGAAAGAUGCUUCACCUGGUUGAUAUCUACUAUGAUGCAUUAGAUGCACCUAAAAGCGGGAAGAAGGUUAGCAUCCCUCAUGAUUUGAAGGCAAACAAGUUCCCGCACUAUAUGGAAAAGGGGAACCCCUUCAGCUAUCAUUCGACUUCUAUUCUGGGUCAGAUUUAUGAUCACGUUGACUCAUUUCCAGAUGAAGAUUUCUGUGUAACAGAGAUCUAUAAACUGCCUUGCUUUGAGGUUGAAAUCCCUCCAACAUGCAUGGAAUUGUGGAGAGGAAGAUACGAGGAGUACAAAAAGGAUAUGACAAGGGCCAUGAGUUCAGGUUCAGAACUUAGAAUCACCUCUUGCAAUGAAGUUAUAAAGAAGUACAAGACGUUGCUCUAUGGUGCUGUGGAGUUUGAACAAACUGUAAGCAAGACCGAAGACGUUUUCAACGAGGCGCUUGCAAUAUAUCAUGUAACAUAUGACCAUGCGAGGACCACAUGCUGCAUAGAAAAAUGUGGUUUUGCUUGGAAAGUUGCGGGUUCUGCUCUUUGCAGGAUCCAUGCCAUUUAUAGCAAGGAAAAAGGGCUACCCAUUUUGCCAUCUAUUCUGCAGGAAAUAUUGUAGAUGUUAUGUAUAUGUCGAUGCCAUAUAGCAAAAUGGGAAAUAAAAGGAGUGCACUUAAUAUUAGUAUAUAGCAAAAUGGAAAAUAAAUGGAGUGCACUUAAUAAUAAUUUAUUGUUUUUAUUAUCCUACUUUAUAAAGUGGACAUAAUGCACAACUUGAAAUUAGGCUAUAAAUAGCCAUGUAUUCAUAUACAAAAUUGAUAUAGAGUGAAAGAUUACAAACUAUAUUUCUUUAC